AUGGAACUUUGUAUAAAUAAUCAUGGUGACUAUUUUGAACAUUUAAUAAGGUAGAACAAAAAAUAUCUUCUUUUGAAUAUUCUUAUGUGAUGUUCUCAGAACGUUCGGUCAACCCGAGGUAUGUAGCGU
Rotaria sp. Silwood1 is the source of this 129-nucleotide messenger RNA. The record is from the annotation of a GenBank genome assembly. Lineage: Eukaryota; Metazoa; Rotifera; Eurotatoria; Philodinida; Philodinidae.